CGCGCGCGCGGUGUCGCGCGCUCGCGGUGGUAAAAAUAAACGCACGGACAAGCGUGAGGAAUUGGCAAGGUGCGCGCGAGGUCCCAGCGUUCCCCAACUAGUCUCACGGGCGUCGAGACGCGCUGCUGCCUCGCGGUCUGUGCCGCAGCCGAGCUACCGAGAGCGACGAGACCGCGCUGGUACAGCGGCGAUACGUCGCGGACGUCGCACGCAACGAGGGGGAAAUGGAUCGCGGUUGAGGGAGACGCCAGUUCGCGCGAGCCAUGCCGUACGUUGAGCGGCGGUGCGUUUGUUCGUAGAGCCGGUCCGAGCUCCGAGGACCCUUACCGCGCUCGCUCCCCUUUCCCGCGGCGAUCGAGAGGACCGAGGGGCAGCGAUGCCCACCGUGGCCAACUCCUCGCUCACCUACGAGAUCCUCAUGUACCUCAACUCCUUCUACUUCGGCAUGUUCGCCGUGUGCGAGCUGUGCAUGGGGCUGUUCAAGGCCGCGAACAUGCCGUCGCCGGGCGCGGGCAAGACCCUGAUAGAGUUCGCGCUGCUGUUCUUCCUGAUACUGACGGAGAGCGGCAGGAUCUACCUGGGAAGGAAGGGAAACCUGACCGAGCGCGGGCUGCCGAUCCUCAUCGGGAUCGUCCUGACUGUACCCAGCUCGCUGGCAACGCUCUACUUCCUGCUCUGGCAGUACUACGUGCUCAGACUGGAGGUGAUCCUCUGCAGCAUACAGCUGGUACUGCUGGCGUCCGAGGUGGUCAUCGCCAUCAUGUGCCUUAUAGCCAUCUACCGGCCACCGGCCCCGGGGAAGUGACCGGCCGUUACCGCCUCUGACAUUCUAGUCGCGCGAUGACUCCACUUCUGGUUCUGCACCUAUCACGCUUAAUCGACCAUUCCGGGUGUCGUCGAGGCUGAGAUCCAAGUGUUUGCCGUUGUUUUGUCACGCAAUAAGACUUUUCUCGCUGUGUUACUGUGUAUUUUAUUAUUAUUAUUAUUAUUAUUGUUACGUCUGUACGCGUAAGAAAUAAUCCUGCGUGAGAAUAUUGCAUUACUCUCCCUCGAGUCUGAUAUAAAUUCAAUUCUGCGUAACGUUGCGACUUUGUCGCAAAUAUUUUUAGGCAAAGUAGCAAAGACUGGCCAAGUAAACGAUUUUCGUGCCGCACGACUUGUGUAUAAUCAAGAUUAUGAACACUGCCAUUUGUAAAUGGUUCUCACGUCUAAGCGACAGCUUGCAAAUCCUACGGAAAAAAAAAGGGGAACCGUAACGCCGCGUCUAUUUCUAUGUCAGAUAUAUCAUUGUCAGUGGUAAGAAACUUGCACGUGUAUGUUUGUUGUGUAUACGCAUUUAUAUCAAAAUAAAUAUUUUUCAAAUAAAUAAUACAAUACGCCGUAAUACAUGUGGCGUAACACACACACACAUACACGCUUUCUUUUCGUAAUGGUAUAAUGCCGACGUUUUUUCAGAUCACAUAUUUUCAAGUACUUAUCUUCCCAGAUACGUUAACACACGCGCAAUACAUUGGCUACUGCAACAAAUAUUUCGCAAAGUCCACACGAUCGAAAACUAUCGAAGGUACAUUCGCGAUCUACAUGGUAAGAUUACCCCAUUGUUACCACGGUGUCGAUUAUAAAUGAAAUAGGAUUAAAAUUUAGCGCCCACAAUUACGGCCAACGUCUAAUUACUACAGACCCCUAAUCUAUGACAAUUACGGCAAACAGUCGAUAGAAUUCUACUUUUACGAUAAUUAAAAUUGCAUUUCUGCCUAGGUAA
This is a messenger RNA of Vollenhovia emeryi, 1762 nucleotides long. RefSeq names its product transmembrane protein 216-like. The transcript has a single exon. Gene Ontology annotation, biological process: non-motile cilium assembly. The record is from RefSeq and is a predicted model, not a curated record. Lineage: Eukaryota; Metazoa; Arthropoda; Insecta; Hymenoptera; Formicidae. Gene Ontology annotation, cellular component: ciliary transition zone. Bases 377 to 805 code for a protein of 142 amino acids.